UUUGCCUCCUCUGCGCGCUUCUUCCAACAUGAGCACCAGCGCCCCGCACGACUUGGAGGCUGGCAGAGCUGCCACUCAGCCAGCGCAUGGCAAGAACAACGUCGACCAGAACGGCAUCCUCCUCGGUCAAUGGAAGGCCGGUAUUUUCGGUUGCUGUGACGCAUGUGUCCCCAACUGCUUGAUGACGUGGUGCUGCCCGUGCAUCUCGUACGCGCAGACGCGCCACCGCUUGACCGGGUCCUUCUGGAGUUCGUGCUUGCUCUUUACGCUGUGCGCCGGUCUCCCCAUUCUCUGCAUCCGCGGUGAAGUCCGCGACCGCUUCCGAAUCCCCGGCAGCUGCUGCGAGGACGUUUGCUGUGCGUGCUUUUGCCCAACCUGUGUCCUCGCGCAGGUUGCGACGCACACGGAAUCGUACACGCCGGGCUCGUGCGACUGCAGCCCCAAGGACGUCUUGCUUGGCUACAACGUCUAAGCCAAACAACAAUUCGCUUUGCAGUGUAGCGCGACGGUAGUCCAUAGUACCUUGCUAACACAAAUAUGCUAUGAAAAAUGAUGCGUGCGUUAUAAAUGAA
Saprolegnia diclina VS20 is the source of this 572-nucleotide messenger RNA. RefSeq lists its product as hypothetical. Bases 29 to 472 code for a protein of 147 amino acids. The transcript has a single exon. NCBI's taxonomy places the organism in Eukaryota, Oomycota, Saprolegniomycetes, Saprolegniales, Saprolegniaceae. The record is from RefSeq and is a predicted model, not a curated record.